Molecule: messenger RNA, 1078 nt
Organism: Schistocerca gregaria
Lineage: Eukaryota; Metazoa; Arthropoda; Insecta; Orthoptera; Acrididae
Product: ankyrin-1-like
Exons: 6
Molecular function (GO): protein binding
Source: RefSeq, a predicted model, not a curated record
GUCUCGGCCGGCAGGCAACCACUGCACUGGCUGUUUCGGCACGGGACGGGCCGUAUCCGAAGCAUCAGCUGGCUCAUCAGCAUUUUUGUGGUAGUAGUCAUAGCUCCCGACUACAGCGGCACAGAUUCCUUUAAAGGCUCCGAUCCUGGAGUCACAGUCAACCGUUCAAGAAACAACAGUCCAGAAUCGUUUACAGCGGAGCCAAUUCAGGGGACCAGGCAGACCUCAUCUUUGGACAUAGGCAACCCCCUGCUGUCUCAGGCACCAGCAGAAACCAGCACGCCAGCGACUGGAGACAGCACGCCCACCCCCAGCGCUCAGUCGCACAGCGACCAUGGUGACCACAGUCGGACUCCUGCAUCGGUUGCCACACCCGCAGCUCCCUGCAGCAGCCGUCCGCUUAAUGCCACUGCCGUGUCUCUCCUGCGGAACCUUUCUUCAGAAGAGAAGGGCACGAGACUGAUCUAUGCGGCUGAGGAGGGGGCGGUGGAGGAUCUGCAAGCGCUGCUCGAGGCUGGAGCAAACGUGGGGGCGAGGGACGAGAUCGGGGAGACCGCCCUACACUGGGCAGCACAGUGGGGACACACUGACUCGGUGAAGUGUCUGCUGGAGGCCGGCGCAGAGGUUGACGCCAGAAGCGAUGGGCAGAGCACACCUCUGCACCUGGCCGCAGAGAGAGGCCAUACGGCUGUGGUGCGGCUGCUACUGGCUGCUUCUGCCGACCCCAACGCCAGGACUCCGUAUGGGAGGACCCCACUUCACUCUGCAGCAGAGCAGGGACACACAGCCGUGGUGCGGCUGCUGUUGGCGUUUUCCGCCAACCACAGCGCCACGGAUCACGAAGGGUGGACGCCGCUCCACUUAGCGGCAUAUAAUGGCCUCGCUGAGACAGCAGCCGCGCUGCUGGAGGCUGGGGCCGACAAGGGGGUCAGAAGCAACCUGGGGAACACACCGCUGGACCUCGCCAGGGAGCAGGACAAACAGCAGCUGGUAGACAUGCUAAAAUGAAGCUAGCAGUCCAACGGACAUUUGUGGAAUAAAAUGGAGUUAUUUUUAAAAUAAAUAACAAAGAAGUUAA